UUAUUAUAACUAUCGAAUGUUCCCUGUGAUUAGAGGAACAUACAUAAGAUCGAAAGAAAUUAUCAAGAAAAAAAUUGCAGUCACACUGGUGCUGUGACCCGGAAGUGUUUGUGUGUCGCACCUUCGGUUAAGUUUGGGGCCUGGAUGGAACGACGAGAGGCGGGAGCCGAAUAAACGAGGAAGCUGCGAAUUUGUGGGAAAACAGAUCUAUAAGCUUUUGAUCAAUGAGACAGCUUUGCAUGGAAAGCCUCAUACUGUGACUUUGAUUGUAUUACGCUGCCGCGGAUGAUGAGCAAUUCUGCUUCGGCUGUUCAGAAUAGCUCUCUGGAAGGAAGAAGUUUAGAUAAAGCUGAUCAGCAGUGUGCAGUAGGUGCUUUUGGGACAAGGCUUAUGUCGACAGGAUCUGUGGGGAGAUCUGAUGGGGACCAGUCCCCCUCGGCACAGAAACGCACAGCAACUCAAGCGUUCAGUCUACUUCCCAAACGCAGAAGCUCAUCCAGAUCCAUAAAACGCAAGAAGUUUGAUGAUGAGCUAGUUGAGAGCAGCUUGGCUAAAUCUUCCACUCGGGCAAAGGGCCCAACAGGGAUGGAACCUGGGCGAUACUCUGGGAGUGAGCCAUCAUCCAACGAGAAGAGAAAAGUAUCUACUCAGAUAUCAAAAUCCACCACAGUGCCAUCAGCUCCCAGCAGCAUCGCCAAGCGGCUGAAGAAAAGCAAGCAGCCACUUCAAGUCACAAAGGAUCUUGGACGAUGGAAGCCAACAGAUGACUUGCUGUUAAUAAAUGCAGUCUUGCAGACAAAUGAUUUAACUGCAGUGCACCUUGGAGUGAAGUUCAGUUGUCGUUUCACAUUGCGAGAGAUCCAGGAACGAUGGUAUGCACUGCUGUACGAUCCUGUGAUAUCCAAACUGGCUUGUCAGGCGAUGAGACAGCUUCAUCCUGAAGCAAUUGCAGCAAUUCAGGCCAAAGCUCUUUAUAGCAAAGCAGAGGAGCAACAAUUGGCAAAGAUUGGAUCGACCAGUCAGCCCACGCUGGACACCUUUCAGGAGUUACUGAAUAAACAUCCAAACGUUUUCUAUCAGUCGCGCACUGCCAAAUCUCUGCAGGUUCACUGGCAACUGAUGAAACAGUACUACCUCUUAGAAGAUCAAACAGUUCAACCAUUACCGAAGGGAGAUCAAGUUUUGAAUUUUUCUGAUGCUGAAGACAUGAUCGAUGACAGCAAACUCAAAGAAACAAGAGAUGAUGUCCUGGAACAUGAACUCACUCUCGCAGACCGGCGUCAGAAGCGAGAGAUUCGGCAGCUGGAGCAGGAGCUUCCGAAGUGGCAGGUUCUAGUUGACAGUGUCACAGGUAUUAGCUCUCCUGACUUUGAUAACCAGACUCUUGCUGUUUUGCGAGGCAGAAUGGUCAGAUAUUUGAUGAGAUCUCGCGAGAUAACACUGGGCAGAGCCACAAAAGAUAAUCAGAUUGAUGUUGACCUCUCUCUGGAAGGACCAGCAUGGAAAAUCUCCAGAAGGCAAGGUAUAAUAAAACUGAAGAACAACGGAGACUUCUUCAUUGCUAAUGAAGGCCGACGUCCCAUCUACAUCGAUGGCAGGCCUGUACUGAACGGAAAUAAAUGGAAAUUGAAUAACAAUUCUGUUGUUGAAAUUGCUGGCCUUCGUUUUGUAUUUUUAAUUAACCAGGAUCUGAUUGCACUAAUCAGGGCUGAGGCUGCCAAGAUGAACCAGCAGUAAGAGGAAGAUUCCAGUACCUGAGCAAGCAGUCAUAGGUGGCUAAAAAUAAUGAUGAAUGCAUCAUUGUCGGUGACCAAGGAUUUGUAAGAUCUUUGGACUGUAAAAAAAAAACUGUUUUAUCUAAACUUUAGAAGGAUUAACAGACACAGGACCAGAGCCAUCUGCUAUUACUGACUAGUACCUGUCAAUACAUGCCAUGGAAGGUGUUGCUUUUCCCUCAUAUGGACCAACUGGAUGAAAAAUGGAGCUUAAUUGACAAGGCAGAAGGAAGAGAGCACAGACCUGACAUUUUCACAAUUGUAGAUGACUCCAGCUAGAAUGUUAUUAUCUAUUCCCAUGUUCUGUCACAAUUUUCUGUAAGUUUCUAAUGUUAUUUAAUAGAAUUAAACCAUGGAAUAUUAAUUCACAGUA
Molecule: messenger RNA, 2148 nt
Organism: Carcharodon carcharias (great white shark)
Lineage: Eukaryota; Metazoa; Chordata; Chondrichthyes; Lamniformes; Lamnidae
Gene: mcrs1
Product: microspherule protein 1
Exons: 15
Coding region: 286-1737 (483 amino acids)
Biological process (GO): positive regulation of transcription by RNA polymerase II
Cellular component (GO): Ino80 complex; NSL complex; MLL1 complex
Molecular function (GO): G-quadruplex RNA binding; protein binding
Source: RefSeq, a predicted model, not a curated record